Molecule: messenger RNA, 723 nt
Organism: Oryzias melastigma (Indian medaka)
Lineage: Eukaryota; Metazoa; Chordata; Actinopteri; Beloniformes; Adrianichthyidae
Gene: acbd7
Product: acyl-CoA binding domain containing 7
Exons: 4
Coding region: 140-406 (88 amino acids)
Biological process (GO): fatty acid metabolic process
Molecular function (GO): fatty-acyl-CoA binding
Source: RefSeq, a predicted model, not a curated record
CAGUUUAACUCCCUCCUCCUCAGGCUUCUGAUUGGUUGUCAAAUCUUGCUCUGAUCAGCUGUGUUGCAAUUACAGCUGCUCAUAACCGUGCAGACCAUCGGCGUUUAGCUUCGGCCCUUCGUUGCUUUGAUUCAAAAAGAUGUCGCUCGAGGCAGAUUUUAAUACGGUGGCAGAGGAUGUAAAGAAGGUGAAGACGAGGCCUUCAAACGAGGAAUUGCUCACCCUAUAUGGUCUGUACAAACAAGCCCUUGUUGGAGAUGUUGACAUUGACAAACCAGGAGCACUAGAUGCCAAAGGAAGGGCAAAGUGGGAAUCCUGGAAUUCAAGAAAAGGAAUGUCAAAGGAUGAGGCCAUGUCAACCUACAUUUCAAAUGCUAAGGAAGUCAUCGGCAAAUAUGGCAUGUAAGACUUGCAAUAACUCCCUGAGAAUUUGGAUUAAUGUCAAAACACACACAAAAAAUGUUUUUUUGUUUUUUUUUUGCUCUUGGGCAGGAAAAUUACUCUCUGCUUUAUCUCUGGCAUGAUUUAGCAAUGUUUUGUUUUAAUAUUGCACACAUUUCUGUUUCUAGAUUAAUCUAUUUUAAAUAUAAUAUGUUUACUGGGGGUAAAAGGUUUUUUUCUAAUAUAAAGCAAACAACUUUUAUGAUUAUUCCAAGGUUUGAGCAAAAUGAACAAAAUACUGACAAAUGUUAACAAAUGAAAUAAAUAAAAUUAUUCCACACA